Messenger RNA from Punica granatum (pomegranate), 1457 nucleotides. The record is from RefSeq and is a predicted model, not a curated record. NCBI's taxonomy places the organism in Eukaryota, Viridiplantae, Streptophyta, Magnoliopsida, Myrtales, Lythraceae.
AUGGCAGCAACACAACCCCAACGCCAAAACCAAGAACCAGACCAAGAAGAACGAGGAGUCGUAGGAGAAGAAGAGGAAGAAGAAGGGCAGCAGGGGAAGCUUCUGCUGCCGGCCACUCUUUCUUCCUACCUGGGCGGAGGAGCAGCUCCGGCAGAUGCGCUCGAGGCGGAAGGAGACUCCAAGGCCAACGCCCGGGUGGUGGAGAUCUUCGCGAGCCACCGCCAGGCGUGGCAGGCUGAGGAGCGGCGCCUGGCCCAGCGGCUGGACUCUGCAGCCGAGGAGAUCGAGCGGCUGCUCUCCCGCGUGGCGGAGCUGGAGCAGGCCGAGGCCGAGUCGAGGGCCCGGGCCGAGGAGCUCGAGAGGGAGAGGGAGGAGAUUGCGGUGAUGGGUUUCGCCGGCAACGGGGCUAGGAUUCCGGAGGAAGAGGAAGAGGAAGGGGAAGGGGGUGAAGAAGGGGAGAGGAGUUGUUAUGAUGUGGAUGAUGGGUUGGGAGAAGUGGGAGGGAUUGAGUUUGAACAGAUUCAUCAGUUUCUGCUCCAUCAGAGGCAGGUUGGGAGUGGGCUGAGCUCUUCUGAUGAGUUCUUGGGGCCAUCUGCUGCUUCCAAGUUCUGGUCUGAUAGGCCUAAUCAUCCAUGGCAGGAUGUACACUGCGAAUCUCUUGAACCAAUGUACCAGACGAAACAUUUUGUUGCAAGAAGGGAGUCUCCUUGGAAAGUUGAUGGUGACUCGACUGGUGUCUCUUCUAAGCUAAAGCUACUCGAGCAGGAGCUAAUAAACUUGGAAAAGGUCGGCAAGGGUGACCUCACGAAGGUGCCUUCACUAAUGAGGAAGCAGGCUAAGAGGUAUCAAGCCUUAGCAGGGAAAAUCGACGAUCUAUGCAGAAGGAUGCAAGCAAGUGAUCCCUGCGAGCCCAACUUGAGCUCAGAGUUCCGAACUCAGAGACAGACUGAGUUCCUUCUAGAAGCUUUCCGGCUACAGCAGCGAGCAUCUGAAACAGGACUAAAGCUGAUGGCAUUACAUACCGAAGUUGGGAAGAGCUAUUACAGAGAAGACCAGGGCAGUGAGGCCAAAGUGACCACAAGACAGUCCAUGGACUCGAUCAGAAACAACCUCAAGGAGAUUCAGAGGAACUUGGAGAUUUGGCUGGCCCGAAUAAUCGGAGAUCUCGAAGGGAUCUUGGCCAGAGACGGAGCAUCCCGUGUGAGAGAAUAUUAUAUUUCUCGGUACCCUUUCGUUCAGUAGGUUAGAUCUCUCAGCUGGUGCUUGAUCUCUACUGACUGACCGCCGAAUGUAUCCUCUUUUGCAACUAUGUAUAUCCAUGGAAUGGAAGGCGUAGAUUUUGUUUUUGUUGGCUUCUGUUUGAUCUACCUCUCUUCAAAUUGUAAUUAUGUCACUCAGCAUUGCGGCAUUUAACUGAUUAAGAUUGGAAAUCUACUACGAUAAGUUGCGUUACGGUA